GCGGGUCCGUUCACAUGCAAAUGGCACAGAGAGGGAGGCGGCGGCAGCAGCGACCCACCGUGUCUUCUCACUCCGUAGUUUCCCGUCUAACAGUGUGCAUUACACUUCACCUCUGUCGGACUACUAACCGACACCGCCUCCGUCCGCGUCGACGCUCUGCGGGACAGUUUCUUUUCGAGCUGAGAGGAUGAAGGGGAGGAAUCCUGGAAGUUUUUGGAGUUUGUAGCAAGAGAAGAAACAGCAGCACUGGCAGCCCUUCCAGCUCCUGCUCGACACCUCUGUCUGCAGCCGUGCUCACCAUGAGUUAGAGGGCAACGGAGACCACCGCCAGAGCUGCCUUCCCCACCAAUCUGGAGCACCGUGUCUGACCGUGACAGCAGCAUCACUCGCCCCGCUUCAUGAGCCAGCAGGAUGCGGCUGAGGUCCUCGCACUGUCCGAGCGCCUCCUCAUAGCUUCACAUAAGGGACAAGCUGACAAUGUGGUCCAGCUCAUCAACAAGGGCGCAAAAGUAGCCGUCACCAAGUAUGGCAGAAGCCCCCUGCACUUGGCUGCCUACAAAGGCCACAUCGAGGUUGUGCAUAUUCUGCUCAAAGCUGGCUGCGACCUGGACAUCCAAGACGACAUAACUAGUCUAAUGACAUCCAGUGGCCUUGAAUGGGACUCGUUGGACUGUCCACUUGUGGGUUUUCCCUCAGGAUGCAAGUCCCCCUUUCCCACACAUAGUGAUAACACAGACCUCUGGCGUUGCCAAAUUCAUUCUCUGUGGUCAAUGAGCUCCGCAACAGGCAGCAAUACAUCCUCCAGGACUGGAGGGAGUGGGAGGUGCAGACUGAAGCAGCAGGAGGAGGAGGAGGAGGAGGAGGAGGAGGGGAGAAGACAGUGGAGAAGGGCUGGGAAAGAGCCUGGAGGAUCAGGGAGAGUGAAGGAGGGGGAGCAGACAGCGUUACAGCGGGCUGCCGUGGUGGGAAACUGUGACAUCAUCAGCGCUCUCAUCCAGGAAGGGUGUGCACUGGACAGACAGGACAAGGAUGGCAACACAGCUCUCCAUGAGGUGUCCUGGCACGGCUUCAGUCAGUCUGUCAAACUACUGGUGAAGGCUGGAGCCAACGUUCAUGCUAAAAAUAAGGCAGGAAACACAGCUCUCCACCUUGCGUGUCAGAACGGCCACGCUCAGAGCUCCAAGGUUCUGCUCCUGGGAGGGUCCCGGCCUGACAGCAAAAACCACGCGGGGGAUACGUGUCUGCAUGUGGCGGCCCGCUACAACCAUGUAGCUAUGAUCCGCAUCUUGCUGGGGGCCUUUUGCUCCGUGUCAGAGAAGAACCUGGCUGGGGACACACCACUACAUGUGGCAGCUGCUCUGAAUCAUAAGAAGACAGUACGUCUGCUGCUGGAGGCAGGGGCAGACAGCCGCAUCUGCAACAACGCAGGUCAGACUGCUUUGGACCAGGCCAGAGAAUACAACAACCCAGAUGUGGCUCUUCUACUGACCAAAGCUCCCCAGGUGCAGAGUUUUGUGCGUGGCAGGAGUGUGAGGAAGAGAAGAGACAAGCUGAAGGCGGAGGGCAGAGCUCAGUCGGUGCCCAGAGAUGAGAUGCUGCCCUGUAAGGACAGUGCAUCUGCUGCAGACGACACCCAGAGCAGUGAUCGAGCUGCCUGCAGACACACUCAGGCGACUGAGUCAAACACCAGGCGUGGAAAAAACGGGAAGCAGAAAGAAAAACCGUCUUUGUCUGACCCCCUCCGUCGCAAAGAGACCAGGCAAAGGAAAGACAAACUGCGGGGAGCCGCCCUUCAUGCGUCCAUCCCUCCACACAACUAUAAAGCCUAUCAGCUCUACACGCUGUACCGCAACAAGGAUGGCAAGAUCAUGCAGGCUCCUCUGAAUGGCUGCCGCUGUGAACCUCUCAUCAAUAAACUGGAGAACCAACUGGAGGCCACCAAGGAGGAGAUGAAGACUGAGAUCCACACAGUCCAGGACCUGAUGAACAGCAAGAUGGGCCAGCUGGACCGCAAGAACAAACACCAGAUCCGAGCUCUUGAUAAGAUGACGGUGGAGCGAGUGUCGGCAGAGAGGAGCGAGUGUCUACAGAGGAUCGAGCAGCGGGCCCUGCAGGAGAGGCUGGAGGCAGAGAAGAGACAGCAGGCGUCCCUGGUCAGUGAGCUGAAGAGCUGGUGUCUGUCCAAGCUGCAGAACAUGGAGGUCCGCUUCACCGGAGACCCCAGCGGCAGCACCAAGCUGCGGCGCUCCUCCUCUGCGGCCGAGGGCCUGAAUGAAACCGACGGAGCCAGCCUCACCGUGCUGUCUUCUGCCCAGGCUGGCAGCUCCCAGUGCCUGGAGCUCCACGACAGCCCCGUCCCCCUGGACUCAGGCCGGGGGGAGGCCACUGUGGCAGAGGGCGGCUCGGCCAACCACUACUUUGUGGUUCACGUGGAGAGCUCUCCAGAUGGUGAUAAGGCUCAGACUACAGAAGUCACCUCUCCUGCAGCAGCCAAGAGCCCGCUGUCAUCAGUUCAGGUGGUUAGGCCGAAGGAGCGUUCGGUCAUCUCCAUCGACACCCAGAAGAAGAACCAGGACCAGCAGGAUGUGGAGCACGGGGCGAGGGCGGGCAGGAAUCACAGAGCCAGCAGCCUGUCUCCGGCCACAGAGCGCCGCUGCAGCAGCAGGACUGAAGCUGGCCUCAGAGACAGGGAGCGAGGGCGGGACAGAGGGAAGCACCAUAAGAAGCAUUCCCAGGGCAGGACUAAGUCCAGGGGGGCCACAGGGGUCAGGACUCUAGAGGUCUUUGGAGACCAGCCCAGUGAGCCCUCCUUUGCUCAGGAGAGGGACAACAUGCACGCUCUGGAGGUGACCCAGUACUUCUUUGAGGCGGUGUCGACGCAGAUGGAGCGCUGGUACGAGAGGAAGGUGCAGGAGGCUCGCUGGCAGGCCAAUCAGAGGGCUCAGGCUGACAGGGCCGCUCUGGUCGAGAGGAUCACUUAUCUGGAGGACGAGCUGCGCAUGUUGAGGACAAACAGACACGAUGACUGCUAACACACGUCACUAUCAAGCUAUGUGAGAUUAGAUUUGGAAUGACCAAUGUGCUCUGCUGUCCACACCAGGGUUCUGCAGGCUGAGUGGUUGUUCUCUAGUGGACGUUAGCUGUACUUUACUCCAGUGUCUUAGUGACAGUGUUUACAAUCCACUGACGUGGACAGUAAGAGGUGAUGCAACACUCAAACUGGCUUUACAUACAUAAAAACAUUGUGUGAUUGACCUUUAAGACCUGCCCCCUUUUUCACCUGUACUUUGGUAUGCUACGUGCUACGCUAGAAAAGACAACCCCAGUUUGAAUAUGGUGCCAUAUAGGCACAUCUUAAGUUAGUUACUGUUAGCUUGCAUUCUGCUAAAAUGAGCUAACUUAAAGCUGCUCGAGGCAACUUUUAGGGAACUCAGGGAAAGAUUAAAAGAUGCUUUGUGUUGGAAGCUUGAAGAUAAUUGGAUAGUAGAAAGUUGAUUGCAGAGUCUCAUUCCCAGGGUCCCAAAGCGUCAUCUUUCUUGGCUCUGAUUGGUUGUUUUCGUUCAGGCACGGUAGAUUCUUGCAAAUGCCAUGAGGAGCUCUAGGAGGAGCCAGAGGAAGCAGAUUGUUUCAGAUUAUUUGUCUGAUGUACUGCUGUCAGGAUAUAAUGAAAGUUUCCUACUGCAGCUUUAAGAUGUGACUGUCUCUUUAAACCAUCUUCAAAAUGUGGUUGUCUUUUCAACAUAGAAGAGUCUAGCAACUAGCUAGCUGGAGCACAGAGCAAAAGUGGGCAGGACAGGAAGGGUCAGUUGUAUCUGUUGUUCUUCCUGUUUGUGAAUAUUAUAGUUGACACUAGAGCUGCAACAAUUAGUCAAAUCAUCAAUGUAAGGAUUCUGCUUUUCUCCUUUUAUAUCAUUUUCACUAUUUAAGUUUUACAGACCUAACAAUUAAUGGAGAAAAUAAUCAGCAGAUAAAUAUGGAAUGAAUUUGAUUAUUGGUUGCAGCCCGAGUCAACACCUGUGGAGUUCUACUUGUGCCUCAUUCCUGAGUGAGCAAUGGAACAUUUGGAGCACAGAGAAAUUGAUUUUGCAAGCAAAGGCUAAUUUAGUUUGAGCAAACAGAUCUAUUCUGUACUCACUAAAUGUUUUGGCAGUGUGUUUGUCACUCAACACGGCACAGCGUUACCACAAAAUCAACCGAUUGGAAAACUUCUUCUCCAAUAACAAUGCUUCAAUAAGAAAACAAACAUUUCUGUCAAUAAUACAAGAUACGACUGCAAAUGUGUUUAAAUUGAGUUGUAGUUAAACGAACUCACUCUAGAGAGUUAUCCUUUCUUCAUAAUGCUUCCAGGAUGCUGGAGAAGUACUAGUGAUUUAACUGGAGAUAAAACGGGCAAUCAGAAUUUACCUUCUGCAGUUCUCCAAUUGGUUGAUUUUGUGGCACACUGUGACGCUGUCCCAGGUGCACUGAUGUGCCAGGCGGGUUAUUAUUGCACGUUAAUAUGGAUAACAUACAACAGAUCUUUAUUUGCUCAAACAAAACUUUGUUUUUCCUUGCAUAGAAUUUCUCUUCAAAAUUCAAUUAGUGCUUCCAAAAUAGAUUUUUCUGUGCUCCAAAUCUUCCAUCGUUCAGGAAUGAGGCCCAAAUGUAACACCAUGAGAGGAUUCGGGCCACAUGAGAAAAAAAUUGAGUUCGAAGUUUAAAGUAAAAAAAACAAAUGUCAGAACUCAAAUGUUUGACAUCCCCCACAGCCCCAAUCCUCUUCUGUAGACGACCUAUAAUCUCCCAGAAUGCCGAUGCCCUAUAGAGGAGCAUCCAGAUAGAAUAUUUUGCAUGAAGAAAGCUCAGCGUUGUGGUGCAGUGUCACUGUCUCAUAUGUGGUUAGUUUUUUCCAUCACUCUGUAUGAUGGAAUGUUGUAUAUAAAAAAUGAUCAUUUAA
Molecule: messenger RNA, 4936 nt
Organism: Dicentrarchus labrax (European seabass)
Lineage: Eukaryota; Metazoa; Chordata; Actinopteri; Moronidae
Gene: ankrd6b
Product: ankyrin repeat domain 6b
Exons: 17
Coding region: 399-3032 (877 amino acids)
Cellular component (GO): nucleus; cytoplasm
Molecular function (GO): protein binding
Source: RefSeq, a predicted model, not a curated record